Messenger RNA from Anopheles moucheti, 657 nucleotides. Its product is annotated as protein obstructor-E-like. The record is from RefSeq and is a predicted model, not a curated record. Gene Ontology annotation, cellular component: extracellular region. Lineage: Eukaryota; Metazoa; Arthropoda; Insecta; Diptera; Culicidae. The transcript has 2 exons. Gene Ontology annotation, molecular function: chitin binding. Bases 1 to 480 code for a protein of 159 amino acids.
AUGGACAUGAGCCACACUUCAUCAAUCAUCCGGCAUAGUCCCGAGUGGACGUCCGAGCAUGAGCGCAAAGAGAACAAGCUGGCAGGAUCAGGAGCUAUCUUGUUCGCCAUCUUGGUUCUGGUGAGCGUCCUCGCUCAGCAGGCCACGGCCGAACCAACGUGCCGUCCGACUGGUAAAUAUCUGACGGCUAACCCGAGAGAUUGUCGCUCGUACUACUACUGCUUCGAGGGCAAACCGUACUACGGCGUCUGUGGGGCAGGCCAUCAGUUCGACGAGAGUCGUCAGUCCUGCCUGCAGUCGACGGUGAGCGAGUGCUUCUCGUGCCCAUCGUCCGGCAUUUACAACCUGCCGCAUCCGACGUCCUGCCAGAAGUUCGUUAUGUGCUUCCAGGGUGUGGCCAACGAGCGCGUAUGUCCGACAGGAUUGCUGUUCAACGAAAAACUGCGCCAGUGUGAUCUGAGCGGCAAUGUGGUCUGCUGAUAAAUCCUGAUAAAUCCUGAUAAAAAAAACCCCCGAUAUGAAACACCGACAGUAUCAGUUCCAUCUAGUGUGACAAUGGCGGAUAUCUAACAAGGGCCCCCGGGCAGAAGAAACGAUCAAGCGUUGCAUACAACAAAAACAAAAUAUCAAAUCAGUGGCAAACAUCAAAUGUGACAU